This is a messenger RNA of Corythoichthys intestinalis (scribbled pipefish), 6809 nucleotides long. RefSeq lists its product as uncharacterized. The coding region runs from base 501 to 6290 and encodes 1929 amino acids. Lineage: Eukaryota; Metazoa; Chordata; Actinopteri; Syngnathiformes; Syngnathidae. Gene Ontology annotation, molecular function: protein binding. The record is from RefSeq and is a predicted model, not a curated record. The transcript has 10 exons.
UAACGGCGUUAUUUAUAACGGCAUUAUUCCCAACACUGGUCGCGACUCUAUUUAUAUUAGGGUGACCAAACGUCCUCUUUUGCCCGGACAAGUCCUACUUUCACGCAGUAUCCUCGUUGUCCGGGCGGGUUUUAUAAAUUCAUAAAAAUGUCCGGGUUUUAUGAUUUUUUUUUUUACGGGACCAACUUGAAGAGAAUUCCUCCGGCCGCUAGGGGGCAGCGCUUGCCUGUGUUGACGUUGCUCCUACUAGUAGGGGCGGGAGAAGGAGUAGACCUUCUUCUUCUUUUUUGUUGGCAGUUCACCCUUUUUUUCAUGGGGAAUUACCACCACCUACUGACUGUUUGGCGAGAGCUCAGACUACAGUAAGGAGUUCAAUAAGAAGUUCUAAAAGACGUGGCUCCAUACACCUUUCUGAUUUCCCAUCACAGCACCAGUAUGCUCGACAGCUGUGAAAAACCUGUGGGCUAUCACCCGUAAAAGUUCAGCCAAGUUCUGGCAUAAUGUCUUUGGAAUCUACAUGGACAAGGACUGGAGCUGAUGACAUGGACCUCGAAACGUCCGAGGACUGUCUCAGCAAUGGUGUCUCUGUAGCUCCCCGGGACUACCCGGCGACCAGCAACGAUGGCAUGUCCGACUUCUCCAAUAGUGACAUCUCACUCCCCGAAGUCUGCGUCACGACCAACUUUGAGGAGAACAUGAGCCACGAGGUCCAGCAAGCCUACAGGAUCUUUUCUUGCUUUCUCCUGGACAAACACAAGGCAGUUGCCGGCCUGUUCCUCCAUGCCGUCGGGCAUCAGGAGGCCCAGUGCGGCGUCGGUGGCGUCUGCGCUCCAGGUCAGGCGAGGCUUAAACAGUCUAUGUGCUUGCGGAGCAUGGAGGAGAAGUUUGUCAACCAGGAGUAUCAGAGCAUAACGGAGUUUGUGGCUGACUUCAGGCUAAUGUUAGAGAACUGCUACCGCUACCAUGGCGUGGACCACUGGCUGUCUAAACAGGCUCAAAAGAUGGAGAUUAUGCUUGAGCAGAAGCUCACACUCCUGUCCAGAACUCUUCGUGAGAAAACUACGUUGGCAGUGACCUCCAAAGGACGUUUUGGCUCAGAGGAGGAAAGAGCUCAGGGGGGAACCUCAACAAGGAGGCGAAUGUCAUCUCGAAGUCUGGCGACCAUCACAGUUGGUGGGCAUGAGUCUGUCAUGGUGCAGACCCUCAGGUUGGAAGAGCAACAGAGGGCCAAGGAAGAAAAGAGGCAACGUGAUUUGGAGAAAAAAGAAGCUGAGGAAAUUUCAGCCAAAGCAAUUGAAGAGUGGGAGCAGACUUUGCUUUUGCAGGCAUCACCUUACACUGUCGACACCUUGUGGGAACUCCCUGCUGUAGGCCACUUUCUAUGCCUGGCCCAAACAGUUCUAAACCUUCCUGAGAUUGUCUUCUUUGAGCUGGAGCGCUGUUUGCUGAUGCCUCGCUGCAGCAGCCUGCUUUCCAAGAUAAUGUCAUCCCUCCUUUCCCCAUGGCAGCGACGGGCUACCUUGCACCGCCGUCCUGCUCUGCCGUACCGCCGCUGGGAGGCGGAGCUCAGGCUGCGGAUCAAAAGCUGGUACCGGAGCAUCGGUUGCGCCAGAGAUCAACCGGCUCGGGCCGAGCAACUUGGACUUUGUCACCAAUUUUUCUACAACCUUGGCAAGACGAGUCCCUUGGAGGAGAAGCCGUUUCACUCGCUGCCCUUCCGCCAGCGAGUGUGGCUUCUCAAGGGCUUGUGCGACCACGUGUACGAGACUCAAAAGGACGUUCAGGAUGCCGUGCUGGCUCAACCCAUACACGAGUGCAGGGAGUCUAUUUUGGGCUACGACAGCAGGGACAACGCCUACAUACAUUUCCCUCACUUUUGCGGCGCAGACUUGCGGAUCUACUGCCAGAGCCCCUGCACCCCACCUGCUUUUCCUUUCCCUUCAUCGUUGGUGAGACGGCUUGAAGAAUACGCUGAAGAUUCUGACGCGCUCAAGGACAAGGACGGAAAUCCUGGAAGCGCUAUGUACGUUAAUACCUCUGGUGAUUUAGUGAAGACAUUGAAGUAUUUUACAGGGGAAAAUGGGGAUGGAAAGAAACACAAAGAAAGUGUCAGGUUCUGGCCGGCGAAGAAAGAGGAUGAGAGGUGUGAGUCAGAGUCGUCGGAUGGACACUCCAGUGAUGAGUCAAGCCAAAAUUGUCGUACUCGCUCCUUUGUUUCAAGAGGAUGCAUUAAACAAGAAACUAUAGAGUUGGACUAUCGAUCCACAACACUAGAAAAGGGACGGUCCAAGGGCUCAGUAUGUACUAUUAAAGAAGAGACUCAAGAUCCUUGUCUGAAUGUAGGGGAACACACGUAUACGGGAAAAAAGGUUGAAUCUGCAAAGAAAAUUAAAGCUGAGACUUCCGUUGAGCCGUCAUUCAAGCUGGUUUGCACCAGUCUGCAAGAAUUGCGAGAUCUUAUCAGCAAAACCGAGGACGAGCUUGAUGACUUGGAGAGCACAAAAAAAAAAUUGCAGGAUCGAUGGUACUUGAGAAAAGAAGCUGUGAAAGACCUCCACAGCACUCUAAUCAGACUAUUGAAUGAGUUGUCACCCUGGGAACCAAAACUUUUGAAAGCAUACCACAGAAAUAGGCUUCGAUUGAAGAAGGAGUUUGACGAAUUCAAGAAGCAUAAGGAGUACAGUAACUUUGUACGAGAGGAGUGUGUGUCAUCAUCGUCAUCAUCAGACAAUGAAGAUAUGUCUUUGCUGGAUCACCAACAGAGAUCAGAAGAUGAACUGGAACAUGUGGUUCCCAGACAUCUUUUGACUGGAGCAAGCACCAGGGACUAUGACAAUGAAUCUGUUGGCGAGAGGUCACCAAGGUUUGCAAUCACAAAUCACGAAAAACAUCCGGAAACUGCUGAACAACAGCAGACUGACGGUACUAAUACUGCUUUUGCCCUGGACAGUGGUCCGAAGUCUAAAUGUGAAAUGGUUCAGUCCAACAAUGACUGCAAUGAGGGAAUGCCAAUUGACGCUUCGUCGAUAUCCAAACUUCAUCUAGUCCACCCCACCACAGGACAGCCCAAACGUUACACGGCCAUUCCCACCCUGUUUGCUAAAAGUGUGGGCAACAAAGUGACCUUAAUGAAACUGCCUGUCGAUUACUCAGCGGUGGACAACCCUGAUAGACAAAGCUUGCGAUGUUCAAGCUCCCAGCCUACUACUACAGUGGGGAACACAAAACUACAAACACAAACCUAUCAGUCCACCUCAGAACAAAACUCGCUACAUAUGGAAGGAGAAUGUGCAAUUAAACAACUGGAAAUCGACACAGUGGCAGCAACUCCUAUUAUGACAUGUUUGGCUAAGCAAUGCCAGACUUUAUUGCAGAAUCCUCUCCAAGUGAUAUCUAACGAUCCAAAGGGCAGGGAACAACUUUUCAGGAAAGAGAGAAGCAAUCUAGCAACAACAACUGAGCAACCUUUUUUGGACAGAAACAGACAGGAGAUCAUCAUGCAACAGGUGGUGAAUCUGCCUUCCAUACAUGUCAUUCACAAAUCCGAGGAGCACCAGUCAAAGGGAACCAUUUGCUUGUCAACUAGUGUACCUGGCUUCACCAUCCCUGACCACAUUCAGCAAGUGGGUCCACUGAAGAAGACCCCUACCCUUUCCCCCUCUCCUCGUCAGCAGUACAGCACCCAGUUUACGCAGCCUUCCCAAUCAAGCGCUUCACAUAGUGUACAUCAAAAUCCUUCAUCUAUCGUAUCCACUUUGGCCGCUGCUCUCCCCCCUAAACCUACAGACGAUAAACAAGAACUUAAGACUAUAUGCAUACGUGAUUCACAGUCCAUCCUCGUGACAACAAGGGGAGGCAACACUGGAAUUGUCAAAGUCCAGACGUCAGCUGCCCAGAAUCCACUGGAUAAUUUACCCACCAGUCCCAUCAUUACAAUUUCACCUCAAUUUAAAGCUUUCCUUGUAUCCAAGAGUGCAGAGGCCUCUUCGGUCCCCUUUCAGAAGAAACCGUGUCCCACCACAACGGUGGCCAGUGUCUCUGUCGCCCAAUCACAUAACCAGAUUUGUCCAACAUUAAAGUCCUCUGCAAUCACAAAGCCUACAGAUCCAAAAUGCUUGACUUCGAAAACAUCUGUUGACAUGGUUCCAGGAUCCAACAGUUCGGAUGAUUCUACAGUUUCUAGAAUCGUUUACAACCCAGCACAGACAUUAGCUACCCAUUCUCUUGGAAUAAAAAGUACUGCUGAUGGUAUUGGACAAGCCGGUGUUAUCAGUCGGACUGGUUUGAAGCGGCGCAGUACAGAUGAGCAGUCUAAGGUGGCGAAAUGUAUCCUGGUUGCCAACUCCUCAUCCUGUGCCUCUACUCUUUCUGUUCCAAAAGAUGAAUCCUCUACAAAGCAGCCUCUUGGAUCAAGAUUGAUAGUCAUUAACAAACACUCUUCAAAAGCACCCUGUGCUUUAGUGGGAAGUGGCCUAAAUCAAGCCACAGCAUCAGGAACUGAAGGACAACAGCUAACUAUGGCAUUAUCAACUCAAUCUUUGAAGAUGGAAUUAAGCCCUGGUGUUGACUCAAAAGUGCUAUUGAAACAAACGAGUAGCACUCUCCCACCAGGUCUUCAGAUCCAGGUGUCAGGGAUGACAACAGCCACUGGACACUCAAUCGGCACCCAGUCACAUUGCACUUUCAAAAAGACAUCACAAUCUAUCACAGAUACAGUGCAUUCACCAGUUUCUACAGAACAACCAGCCUCAUUUACAAAGUCAAAUACUGUCACAAGAAAUCUUGGCCAGGUUGUUACCAAUGCCUCUUAUACCAGAUCCUCUAAACCAUCUACUUUCACAAUAGGGUCACAAUUAGGCUCUUUCACAACUAAUACUACAGCAGGUAUGUCCACAUGUGUAUUGGCCGGCCGCUCUCCUGCUCAGGUAACCUCUCCUGUGCAUGUCAACCCAAACCCAACCUCCACGGCUACACUUGUUCAUUAUCCCUCACAGCUAUUGGCUAAAGAAACUACACCAAUCAUAUCGACAUCUCAGAAAGCUCCCAAUAAAACCGAACCGUACAUGUCCUCAGCUACCAACACCAGUACACAAUCCAUGGGCCCUACCAUUGGGGUUAACAAUGCCCAGCAGAGGAUAGUCAUCAGUACAUCAAAGCCUCUAGCAGCUGGCACACAGAUACUUCUCAAUAACACCUGUUUUAUAGUUCCUCCCCAGGGCUUAGCUCCAGGUAGCCAUGUGCUCAUCAUCUCUAGUCCUUCGCCACAGAAAGUGCCUAAUGCCAGUGGUAGCUGCAUUGGGUCGGCAGUGCCUAUGCAAGGAGUGAGUCAGGGUCCAACAACCCCUCAAGGACAAUUUUUAACCGGGUCCCAAACUAGGUUGCCUGGUGUCCCAGGUGUGAUUUCACCUUUUGCAGGUUGCAUACCUGUUGUUCCAAAAAAUGUCCAGGGACCAUCUCAGUUAUCACCUAAAAUGAAUCUUGUUUCUGCUUCGGGCUUACAUGUUUGUUCCUCUGCGUUACCUGUGCUAAGCAACCCCCCUCAGUUAGCCAAACGAGCGGCCCACGUUCCUUCGGUCAUUACCAGUGGCCUUGGUCUUGAUCAUUCUUCUACUGUUAGGUUGGCUACUGGUACGCCACUUCCUGCUGAAUGUUCCAAUACCGUUUCACCUGUUGACGUACCUGCCCUUUCCCGAUUGCCUGCACCAUUGUCAACUUUGCCGAGCCCGAUCUCUAUUCCCCACUCCCUUUCAAAGGUUUCAGCAACAACCAGAGGCUCGUGUAUACAGCCGCCCCUGAAAUCUAAAAUUACAGCACCCUUUGUUGCACAUCUGGGCCUUGGCAUAACCACAGUUUCUCAGCAGGCAGCGUCAGUCAUUCAAGUGUCUGCAGAUUCAUUAACCUCAUCAGUACAGAACCUACCCACCUCAACAGUUACACAAACUGAAAGCGCCACAGACGUUAAGCAACGGGCAUAUGUACUUACCUUAUCGCCACCCUCUAACACAUUUCAACCAAUCACACAGUUGACCACAAACCCCAUUCACCAGCCAGAUGCCCUAUCCAAUCAGACACUUGUUAAACCUACUUUGCAGAAAUUCCACCUCGGGAUGGCAAACCAUGUAACAAAUAAGCUCAUCAUCAGUCCCAGUGCCAUUUUGAGUUCGGUGCAGUGCCAGGCUAAAGCAGCUGAACCGAAUGUCUACCCUAAACAGACUGCGCUGAUUCUCACCCCCAAAAGUUCUAAUGGAGCUUUGCAUCACCAGCCAACACCAAGUCAACCAAAUAACUGAGACCAUGAGUCUGAAAUGUUUAUGCACUUAUUAACACUGCUAUACAACUCUGAAGAAAAGUAAUAUCAGAUACUGAUUAGACUAUCAAAUGCUGUUCUAAGCAAUUUUAUUUUUUUUUUGUCUGUUUGAUAACUGAGGUUAACAGAUCUGUUUUGGACUUCAUGGCCAGUAAAGACAACUGGGAGAAAGGAGUUAAAUGGAUUUCAUAAUUUAUUGUAAUUCGUGCUUUAAAAGCAAACUCUUCGAUAAGCAUUGUUACAACCUGCUAUUUACUCCAGGUGAUCCAGUGAACAUGACACUUGUGUCUAUUCUCAAGCGUUUGGAAAAACUGCUUAGAAAUUUGUAGGAAAUGUUAAGCCUGUUUGAUUUGUACAUACUUGAGUCACAGUUAAAUGUUUUGCAGUCAUUUUGUAUUUAUUUUCUAACAUAUCGAUUUGGUAGUUCUUUGCCAAGUUCAUGGAACAAAUGUGGAGGUCAAAGUGUGACAUUAAAACAUUGUGUCCUCUGUUCUACAAAGAC